This is a messenger RNA of Bipolaris sorokiniana ND90Pr, 219 nucleotides long. RefSeq lists its product as uncharacterized. The transcript is spliced from 2 exons. Bases 1 to 219 code for a protein of 72 amino acids. The record is from RefSeq and is a predicted model, not a curated record. Lineage: Eukaryota; Fungi; Ascomycota; Dothideomycetes; Pleosporales; Pleosporaceae.
AUGCCGCGACAACAACGCUCUAUACAGACUUCUCGUGAAGGCAGACUAAGCCUUGCUAUCGCAUCCUAUCAUAAUAAUCCAAAAAGUUCUAUCUACUCUCUUGCGAAAGCGUAUGACAGCUUGACCGACGUGGAUUUCCACCACAUAUCAUUGACGUGCGACGAAUGGCAGACACUCUACUCGCCGCGCGUGGCCAGAAUCCACCACCACCACCUAUAG